Messenger RNA from Microdochium trichocladiopsis, 1692 nucleotides. Its product is annotated as WD40-repeat-containing domain protein. Gene Ontology annotation, molecular function: protein binding. The record is from RefSeq and is a predicted model, not a curated record. Lineage: Eukaryota; Fungi; Ascomycota; Sordariomycetes; Xylariales; Microdochiaceae. The transcript has 2 exons. Bases 149 to 1549 code for a protein of 466 amino acids.
AUCUAAAUCCGCCUCCCUCACCACAACAUCACCCUGUGCGACUUUGCAAUCCUGCCAUGGAAGCACCUCGGUGACGCGACUCGAAAUUGUUGUAAAUCACUUACAAUCCCCGCCUCAAUUGAACACAGGCCCAGUCCAGCUGCCCGCCAUGUUCGAGAACCUCUGCACCCUCCCGCUCACCUCGGAGCUCUUCACCCAGGCGGCGCACCCGACAGAGCCAUUGCUCGCCGUGGGUCUCGCCAGCGGCCAUGUCCAGUGCUUCCGCCUGCCUUCUGCGGGCGACGGCAGCUCCGGCGACGACGCCGAUGCCGAUGGCGACACCAGCGUCCUGUCCGACGGCAGGGGCAUGAUCGACACCGCCUGGCGCACACGGCGGCACAAGGGCAGCUGUCGCAGUGUCGUGUUCAGCAACGACGGAUCAGAACUCUACUCUGCUGGCACCGACUCGCUCCUCAAGCACUUCUCCGCCUCGACCGGCCAGGUGCUCUCCAAGAUCGCCAUCCCCAAGACGAAAUCCGUCGACGACUCGCCGUGCCUCCUCCACGCCCUGUCCCCCCAGACUCUGCUCCUCGCCUGCGACUCGGGCGUGCUGCACCUCCUCGACCUGCGCGACCGCGCGCUGACCUCGUCCAAGCCGGCCCAGACCCACUUCCCCCACGACGACUUCAUCUCGAGCAUCACGCCACUGCCCGUCUCGGCCGAGAGCACGAGCGGCUUCUCGAAACAGUGGAUUUCCACGGGCGGCACGACCCUCGCCGUGACCGACCUGCGCAGGGGCGUCCUCGUCCGCAGCGACGACCAGGAGGACGAGCUGCUCUGCACCACCUUCAUCCCGGGCAUCGGCCCCAAGACGAACCGCGAGAACGGCGUCGUGGCGGUGGGGACGGGCACGGGCGUGCUCACGAUCUGGGACAAGGGCGCGUGGGACGAUCAGGUGGACCGCGUCGUGGUGGACGGCUCGUCGCGCGCGGGCGGCGAGAGCCUCGACUGCAUCGUCAAAGUGCCGGACGAGGUCUAUGGCGCGCGCGGCGGGAAAAAGGUCGUCGUCGGCGCGGGUGACGGCACCUUGCGUGUCGUCGACAUCCACAAGCGCCAGGUCGAGACGGUGCUGCGGCACGACGACAUCGAGGCCGUCCUCGGCGUCGACUUUGACUGCCACGGCCGCCUGAUAAGUGGUGGCGGCCAGACGAUCAAGGUCUGGCAGGAGGCUGGGAUCAGCGCGGGCGCGCUGCGCGGAGGAUCCGACUCGGAUGAUGAUGACGACGAGGACGACAGUGACGAUUCCGAUGACGACGAUGGCGAUGACUCAGAUGCCCCAGCCGCUGCGGUGGCCGUGAAGCAGACAAACGGCAAGCGCGGCAAGGCCAAGGGCUCGGACUCGGACUCCGACGACAACAGCGACAAGGACUCCGACGACAACAGCGACAAGGACUCCGACGACAGUGACGCGCCCAAGCGCGGCAAGAAGAAGCGGAGAAAGGGCGGCGCGGCCAAGGUCGACCUCGGCCCGCACGGGGCGCACGGGAUCCUGAAGUUCAAGGGAAUCUGAGCGCCUUCGUCACGCACUCCUGUGUGUGAGUGGUAACAGGGAAAAGCAGGUGCAGUGCAGGUGCCCGGCUCUCCCGGGGUACUCGAUAAUGUACAUAUGGAAUGAGAUACACAAACAAAAGAAAUAUAAAAAGAUACCCCCCA